Molecule: messenger RNA, 4896 nt
Organism: Arctia plantaginis
Lineage: Eukaryota; Metazoa; Arthropoda; Insecta; Lepidoptera; Erebidae
Source: the annotation of a GenBank genome assembly
AUGGAAGAAAAGAUGGAGAGUGAACAUAGCUACAGUGGGGAAAGUAGCAGUUCUUCAGAAACCUCCAGCGGGAGUUCGGAGGUAGAUGAUGAGGUGAUGGAGCCGGUACGCAUCUUGGGUCAAUCUCUGGAAUUGCCACAGGAACUGUGUGAGGACUAUUCCGUUUUUAAGGAAUUUUUCUCCAUGAAGACUUGGGAUGCUUUAGAAGACAAACACAAGGAUGAAUUAAGUAAAUACCUACCUAAAUUUACUGAAAAUGAAGAAGAAGAAAAGGAAAAGACACUUAAAAUGCUUUUCAACCAUGAACCCUUUCAUUUCACAUCACCUCUUGGUGAUUUUUAUAACAAUUUGAGGCAGGGUAACUAUCGGCCAGAUAUAGCAAAAAUGCGAAAAUUUCUUAUGAAAGCUAGAGCCAAACAGCAAAAGCAUAAGAUAAAGUCAUACUAUGCAAAAUUAUUACCAGAAGUUCUCAUUUCUCGAGAGCGUUUAUUGGCAGCUGCUAAAGCAGCUCCACCAGGUCCUGUGCCACGUUUGCCAUUACUGCCUCCAAGGCCUUCCUCUAAAAAUAACUAUAAGCCUUUGUAUUUACGAGCCAAACAGAGAUAUUUUGAAGAGUUAUCAGCUAUUAGAAGUGAAGUAGGGGGAGAUGAAUCUGAUGAUGAGAACUAUCCUGAAGGUCCACCAGAACAGUCAAUGAGGAAACGAAAACAAGGAACAUCAGGACAAAACACAGAUGGGAAUGUAUCUGGUACACUGGGAGGUUCAGAGCAAUCAACAUUGACCUCAUUAGAAUGUUUAAAGAAUGUACUAGCCACUCACAGAACAAGAAGGCAAUAUAGAGAGAAUCAUCCAGAACUUAUUACAACAGGGAUAACAAUAGAUGACAUAAAACAAAGGGUAGCUCUUGUGAAUGGUGCAAAGAAACUCAUGUUUGGUGGUCAAAAAACUGGUUCACCCAUACAAAAACUAAGAAAAGGACCAAAGAAAGAGGGUCAGAAACAGAGACAUGAGAAGCCUUGUAAAAAAGGAAAAGAAGAGUAUGAGACUGUUGAAAGUAAACCAUUAUUGCCAAAUAUUAAGAUAAAAUGUGAACAAGAGGAAUCUGAUUCUGAAAGUUCCUCAUUUGUAGAUCUUGUGACAAGUCCCAAUGCAGGGAAGAAGGUAGAACCACCUGAAAUAAAAAUAGAAAUGGAUGCCAAGUAUCCUAGUAUGUCAAAUCUAAAUUAUAAUGAUACCAAUUUGGAUAGCAUAGUAAAACAAGAACCUAUUGAUAGUGUAAUGCAAACACAAAACUCGAGAGUGAACCAACCAGUGCCUAUUAAACUGGAGGAUUUAGAUGGAAUCGACAUGAUGGCUCUACCAGUGGAACUUGUAGAUGAAUCAGGAGAAGUUGUUCAAGAAGUGACAUCAACAGAAGGGGAUGUCGAGAGUAGCAGUGUGGAGGCAGACUCUUUGUUAACAGAAACGACACAUGCUUGCUUCUUGUCUUUAGUUCGGGCCCUAUUUCCUGCAAGAGCAGCUCAUAGGGCGAGUAAGAAACAACUGCAUGCAAGAUGCGCCGCAGUUAUGCGGUCGCCCAUUGCGCCUCUUAACACUUGGUAUAAUUUGUCUGAUGAUUGGUGUGCCGAACUUGAUUCUGCUCUGGAUUUUCUUGCUGGUGAAAGAGGGCAGCAUCCAGAUGAUUUUGUGCCAUAUCUCCAGUAUUUACCUGAAACACAGAUGUACCAAUGGAUCGGUGCUGGUCGAGAUUGUGACGCGAUCUUAGGUCGGUUGUGUGAGCGGUGGCUACGGGCCGCUGAACCACCGCCGCCUGCGUCGGAACCACCACCCUCCAGAUAUCCUACAUCGUGGGCAGUUCGGGUCGCAACAGAGGCGGAAUUGAUAGAUUUCCGUGCUCAGGAACGAAGGCGAUUUGCAGCUGCCGCUAAACCGUUCACAUACGUUCAAUACGGGUACCGGUCGGUGGUGGGCCCGUGCGCGCGCGGCGCGGGCUGCGGCGGCGCGGGCGGCGGCGUGCUGCUGGGCGCGCGGCCGCGCCACGCCGCGCUGCCCGCGCUCGUGCGCGACGCGCUGGCGCGCCUGCCCAACGGGGAGGGCACGCGCCAUCACGUGCUCGUGCUGCUCAGAAUGUCACAAUGGAUAGCUCCUUGCGGUGAGCAAACACUUUUGAGUGCGGUGUCUUCGGUAUUAGAUAGACUUCUGUCUGCGAAACGGGAUCCCGUCGUCAAGUAUGACCAAAGAACGGCGGUGUGGACGUAUCUUCAUAGACAUAGAAGCGAGGAAGAUUGGCUAAAGAUCACGACCGGUCGAGGUCGUAAAGCGACUUCUCUAUCAGUGCCCGCUUUAACACUUCCGUCCUCUUCGAUUCCUCCACCCCCACUGAUAAAAACAACACCCUUAUCUAUCAUAAACAAGGAACCAGCACAUCACACACCACCUCAUGCCAUGGAGCUAGAAGUAGCUAGCGUGGAAGAAGUUGUUGAAAAUGCUUCCGAUAGUGACGUGGACGUAGACGACAGUGGCACUCCAUCUUCAAUGCCACACCUUUCGUCAGCACAACUACUGAUGCAAGCCACGCAAGUGUCACAAGGGAAACACAUCACAUUACCACCGAAACCAAAAGGCAAACUUGUCGCCACUCCGCCCCAGAAACCGAAAGUUUCUCAACCGAAACAAACAGGUGCUAAGCAGACUGCAGCGAAGCAAGCGGUGCUCAUGUCGCAGUCAGCGAAACAAGCGAACAUUCUGGCUCAGACGGUUAGACAGAGCAAUGUCCAAGUGAAGCAACCCACCGUAAUACAGCAAACGAAAACUGCCAUAAUACAAUCGCCAAAGCAAGGAACUGUUCAACCGAAACCUGUAAUAGCACAAGCUGCGAAGCAAGCUAGUAUAGUAACUCAAGUAUUGAAGCCAAAUAUUACCAAACAAGUUGCAAAUGCCAAGCAAAUAAAUCAACCAAACGCUGUCAUUCAGUCGCCGAAACAAACACAAGCCGCUAAACAGAUAAUCGUAAACCAGCCGACGAGUAUCUCUGCUCAGAUGAGUACUGUUACUCAGCUGACGAAGUCAUUACCUUCGGUCGUAGCGACGCCCCACAAGAGUCCAUUGAUCAAACAGCGCCCGUUACAGAAAGUUGAAGUCACUCAGGCUGCCGUAAAUAUUAUUUCUGCAACAAGUGUACCAAACUUGUCCAGCUCUCAACCUCCUGGUUUAGUACCAACAUCCACAAAUCCGGUUCAACUUCAAAAUAAGGUAACGCAAGGCACGCGGUCUCUUUUAAUAAGGCCGAGCGCUGUUCAAACUACUGUCACAGCUGUAGUCACUACACCGACGGCGAUACAGGCUACACCAACAACUAGAAGAGGGGUAGUUAGAGUGCUAAGUCCUGCAACUCCGGCAUCUGGCAAAUCUCUUAUAUCACCGCGGGCGUUAAUGCAACAAGGUGCAGCAGCAACUGCUAAGAAGCGAACCACAGUGCCAAGUACUGCAUCUGUCACGACUAUUGCUCAGAGUACGGCAAGUACAACGACAGUUGUAAGCAGCGUGCCAACAGCAGUAACGUCCUCCAUGUCCACACGCACGGUGCAACUUCCAGGCGGGCGAACUGUUCAGCUUGCUGCCAACCAAACCGUGCAUCUUCCCAGUGGACAAGCCGUGCAGUUAACAUCAGGACACACGCUGCAACUAUCCUCCUUACAACUACCUACGCACAGUGUUCGGUUACCGAGUGGACAAACUGUACAACUUGCAUCACCUCAGUCUGUCCAAGCCGUCCGAGUCUCUACAACCGCCGUGAAGAGCCCGAGCCCACGUGCCCAACAGGCUACCCCAACAGUGAAAACUAUACAAACCAGUCAACCUGUACAGAUACCCGUGUCUACGGUGCAGUUAACUGGACAAACAGUACAAAUCGCUGGGCAAACUGUGCAAUUAGCCGGGCAGAGUGUACAGCUAACGGGUCAUACUGUGAAAUUGCCUAACGGACAAAGUGUUCACGUUGCCAGUCAAGGUGUAAUACCAUCGCAAAGUGUUCAACUUUCGAACGGUCAGACUGUUCAGCUCGGUAGUGGAAAUAUUCAAACAGUGCAAUUAGGUGGUUCAAACGUGCAGUUGGCAGGUCAAAGUGUUCAAAUGCCAAGUGGACAGACAGUGCAAUUAGGGUCUCAGACGGUGCAAUUAGGGGGACAAACCGUGCAAUUGGCAGGUCAAACGGUACAAUUGCCGAGUGGCCAAACAUUACAGUUGUCUAGUGGACAGACAGUUCAGUUGUCUAGUGGGCAAACAUUGCAGUUGGCUAGCGGGCAAACUGUGCAGCUUGCCAACCAAACGAAGUCAAGCGCACAAGUUGUAAGAGCGCAAACGCCUUCUGAUAAAUCGGCAACCGGACAACCAAUCGUAGCGAAACUACUGACUAACGCACAGGCGCAGAUGAUCUCCCUGGACGGGCGCACGCUGCAGGUGGCGGGCGGCGCGGGGGGUGUGACGGGCGCGGGCGGGGUGCGCGCGCGCGCUGCCGUCCGCGUGCUGGCGCCCGCGCGGCCGCUGCUGCUCACCUCCGCCAAGCCGCUGCACAACAUUAUACUGCAGCAAAACGACGGUAACACGAUUCGCGUGACGUCGAGCGGUGCGGCCAACACUUCGCAGACUUUAGUUUUAGGUGCACAUAACGUCACGACGUCCACGACAUCAGCGCCAGUUUUAAAAUUACAACAGGUGAAUCCGAUACAACAGGUUAAGCUCGCGCAAGGGAUUAAAAUUCAGCAGGCGACGUCAAGUUCCACAACCCCGACAUCUAGCGGCGUCCGAAGCGUGCUAAUGGACGGUCAACAGCUGAAACUUGUUGGAGGACGUCACGUACUAGCCAGAAUAUUGCGACCAUCGCAUCCACCUCAAUAG